This is a messenger RNA of Sycon ciliatum, 2562 nucleotides long. Its product is annotated as dual oxidase maturation factor 1-like. Gene Ontology annotation, cellular component: endoplasmic reticulum membrane. Lineage: Eukaryota; Metazoa; Porifera; Calcarea; Leucosolenida; Sycettidae. The record is from RefSeq and is a predicted model, not a curated record. Gene Ontology annotation, biological process: protein transport. The transcript is spliced from 6 exons. The coding region runs from base 88 to 1602 and encodes 504 amino acids.
AUUCGACUGACAAUAUAAUAGUGAUGUUGACGAAUUGACUACUUACUGAAGAAUGUCAUGAAGUGAUGCUGGCAGUUGUUGGAUGGGAUGGGACUUGACACCGGCUCUGACUUCACUGCUUUUCGGAAGGCUCAGGGCCCGGCAUUGUACGGAGAACUGAGAACAUCGGUGACCGAGGAUGUCCUGGCCAUUGGCCUCAUUACGGCCUUCACAUCAUUGUUCGUCUCCUUCCUUGUCUCACUACCCAGCGCAUCGGAACGGAAGAAGCGACUACUAACGUUUGGAAAGGUGUUCAUUGCCCUCUACAUUUCAUUGUGCAUUCUUUUGUCCAUAUUUGGCUAUGGUUGGAGAGUUGGAUCAAUAUACACUGAAACUCAGUAUAGACAAUUCACUAAUGGCACAAUUCAUGCUCAAGUCGGUAUCAAGUUUGGACUGUAUGGUGUCAAUAUCACUCUCAAAGGCACACCGGUGGAGCAGUUGUCAGAAACAAUUGACUACAAUGAGCACGUGAGCUUUGGUGACCGAGAAGGUCGGCUGGAGUUCUCCAAUCAAGGUGGCAGCGUGCGAUCUUUCUUCCGUGAGUCUCAAGAGCGUGGUGCUCCACUUCCAAUCUUGUGGAUAAUGGAGUACCUAACAUUAGACGGUGAAGCAAUCCGCUGGAAUAGACAGUACAGAGAGGCCGGUUACUUCGCAUCCCUUCUCCUAUGGACUGCACUGUGCCUAUGGUUUGUGACAGUUGCCUCCACCAGGUACGUCCUAAUCCACACAGCUUUCUUCGCUUCCCUAACUGGCGCACUGCACAUGGCUGCAUGCUUCAUCUAUGAGAUGGUCUACAACCACAUUGGGCCGACAUUUGCAAUUCCGUUCGAAGAUGACAUUCUCCAGGUUCGCUAUGGCUGGGGCUUUUUCUUGACGUUAAUCAAUGGUGUAGUGUUACUUGUUGGUGGUGCAGUGAUGGCUAUUCUUUCCACUUUCUGGGAUAAUCGACUAAACGACCCGCAGCUGGGUUCGAGUCCUACACCUUACCACGUGGUUACUAGGGUUACCAGAGGGAGCUCUGUGUCCUUUGUUAGCAUUUCUCCAUCACCAUGGCAGGAAAUGGACGGUACCGUGGAGGUGGAGGACGAGGAGGAGUCGUCGAGUUGCACCACCGCAAGCAACUCGCCACCGUUAACAGCCGACUGUACGCAACCACAACAACCUGUGAAGCCAUCGGCAAGAAAAGAGCAGCAGCGCGCAUGGCAUUCACUGAAGCGUGGAAAGGCGAGCGGCCUUAAUGGGUCGUGUAGGAGGCGCUACUCUUUGAAAGGCACUGAAUGUGAUCGCCGUGAACAUGCCACAAGCCACAGUUCACGUCAAACUAGUGUUGCUAAGAGGCGCCCGUCUAGUGGUAGCAUUACUAACAUGCCUGUGCAAAGCUCAGCAGAUGAUGGGAAACACAGACAUAUGAUGAAGUUCAAGAGGUCCAGGCGAGGCGGCUACGCUUUGGGAAAUACUGAAGAUGGUCAUGCAAGUGUCCCAGGUCAAGAGCUGAGCCUACGUAGUGUUAAAAGGCGUAAUUCACGUGUUAAUACCUUUGCCAACACGGCUGUCUCUGUAUAAUUACUCAGUACUUGAUUUCAGCUUCCAAAUUUCAAUAAUUUUUUUCUGCCGUCAGAGAUUUGGCGGCAACCUAUUUUUGUGCUACCGGUUUUGUGAACAAGUCAACCUCAUGAAACCCAUCAUUACAGCAAAACAAAGUUUCUCACAACUCGUCACAAGUGUCCUAUGGGCAUAUACUUUGAAGUACCUAACCCAUGAUGUAUUAUUCAUCGUGUUACCAAGCAGCCCGGUCUACCCUGCUGAUGGUCUAUCCUCUUGAUUAUGUGCGUUUGUCACCGCUCGCAGAUGUUAUCAUUUAUUGCGCUUUUCAAUAGUUAUCUCAGCCUAUCCACGAGGAAAAUUCAGCUGCAAGGUCCCUUACUUCUUGCCAAUCUAAAUAUGCUGACACCUCCCAAGCCAACACCGCGGGCACUUUCUGAUGCUGGUCCUCUCCCUGUGCCGACCCGCGUUAAAUUAUAUUUUCUGUACACUUUAAAACAGCCUCAGCAUACAGUGAAUUGCCGCUGGUACCAUGAUCACAUGUCUUCUGCGUUAUCACCCAGCCUAUCAGUCGCUUGUCAUGUAUUCCAAACCAAGGUCAAACUAUGAGUGGAAAUACGUGUUUGUAGACUGAGUUCAAAACGUCUACUAAGAGUAUGAAAUAGGUAUUGCAGUAUUUUGUUAUCUAUGAUUUGCUUUUCGCUAUCUUCUCUUCUCAUAAAAUUUGCUGACUAUCACAUGGAGCACACACUGGCUUCUAUCAAAACGCUGUAUACCUAGUACUUAACACUUACCCGUCAUUGAUGUUUGGGUACACACAUGUAUAUUACAUGUAUAUCCGCCAAAGAAACACUUCCUUCUAGUCAGUGCUGGCUUGACCGGUACUAGUAGCAAGAGUAGACAAGCUCCCAGGAGAUUAUGUACUCUUGCUACUACUAGCCACCCUGCUAUCUCAGGCAUGGCGGUGGCCUGGCACAAGUG